UCAGUGUUUAAAAUAAACGUUGUCCCGUCAUUCUCAGAUAAAACGUUGAUCCUGUUUCAGACGGCUCCAUUUCUCUAGAGACGUUGCAGAGGCAGCAUGUUAUGAAAGGAAGAUUAUUGGACCAAAGCAGAGCAACACAUGGUUCCAGGUUGAGGUCAGGAUGGGGAACACCUCACCCAGGGUUCUGGUCUCACUCUUGCUGAACACACUGCUCUGCUGUGGACAAACUCUCGACAGACCCAUGGCCACAUUGACAGCAGGUCCAACAACCAUACCAGUAGGGGGCAGUGUGACACUGAGCUGCUCAGUGGAGCCCUCUGCUGGAUGGAAGUACAGAUGGUUCAGGCGGACCUCAGACACUUCUUUUGUUGAAUUCAACACAAAUAAUGAAGAAAACAGAGAAAUCACUGUGACACAAGGAGGAAUCUAUAAGUGUGAUGGAAAGAGAGGAAAUCCCUCAUUCUACAGUCAUUCAAGCCAUGAUAACAUCAUUGAAAUAAUGUUUUCCAACAAGGUUUUUGUGACUCGACAGCCAAACUGGCCUCAGAUGUUCAGUGGUGAGUCGAUCACUCUGACAUGUGAGGUCCAGGGAGGAGAAACCACUGAGUGGACGUGUGAAUGGAGGAGAUCUGGGUCAAUAAUACACAAGACACACAGUAAAGACUGGACUUUAAUUGUCUCUGAGUCCAGCAGUGGAGACUACAUGUGUCAGUGUAGAAGCAGAGAUGACUGGUAUUCUUCAACACAGUGGAGUGAAACCAUCAGACUGUCUGUAUCAACAGAUAAACCUGGAGCCAAACUGACAGCAGGUUCAACAACCAUACCAGUAGGGGGCAGUGUGACACUGAGCUGCUCAGUGGAGCCCUCUGCUGGAUGGAAGUACAAAUGGUUCAGGCGGACCUCAGACACUUCUUUUGUUGAAUUCAGCAGAAAUAAUGAAGAAAACAGAGAAAUCACUGUGACACAAGGAGGAAUCUAUAAGUGUGAUGGAAAGAGAGGAAAUCCCUCAUUCUACAGUCAUUCAAGCCUUGAGAACAUCAUUGAAAUAAUGUUUUCCAACAAGGUUUUUGUGACUCGACAACCAAACGGUUCUCAUGUCUUCAGUGGUGAGUCGAUCACUCUGACAUGUGAGGUCCAGGGAGGAGAAACCACUGAGUGGACGUGUGAAUGGAGGAGAUCUGGGUCAAUAAUACACAAGACAGACAGUAAAGACUGGACUUUCAAUGUCUCUGAGUCCAGCAGUGGAAACUACAUGUGUCAGUGUAGAAGCAGAGAUGACUGGUAUUCUUCAACACAGUGGAGUGAAACCAUAACAGGUGAUUUAAUUGCUGUUUUUUUCUGAACAGAUUGUAGAAAAAAUGUUUUCCUCAUAUGUUGGAUUAAAUGAAGUUUCUUCCCUGGACAGACUAGAAUAAAACUGACUAGUCCUCAUUUGAGUUAUGAAUUUUUAACUGCAGAAAACAAGGAGCUGAUUUUUAUUGUUCACUUCCUUUAUCAAGUUACAAUAAUAAAACCACAACUGAUAUAAUUUGUGUUGCUAUGUGCACAUUGUUCCCAAAGUUGUUCUUUAUCUAAAGAAUAAAACAGAAAACUUCUAGGAGUUAACAAGUUGAGUGUUGAACUAUUUUAGUCAGAUUUCUCUUUAAAUGUCUUUUUGUUUAGAUUAAGCAGCUCAUUGUUGUGAUCCAAGUUUGUUUGACCUGGUCUGAACUGUGAGGAUAGAUCAGCAAAACUAAAUGCAGCAGGAUUCCUUUAAUAACAUCAAUAUUCACUCAAGCUCAUAUUAGUUUCUUAUGAUAUUAUGAUCUCUGAUACAGUUACAUCACUACUUCCUCAAAAUAACAGUAGAUAACUUUUUUUUCAGUAAAAUUAAAGUAAAACAUGUUCUAACUGGCCACUGUGAGGAUGUGGUUUUAUUCUCUGUGUGUUAAUUUAGUUCCCGUCUCUCUGGCCAUGAUUGCUCCCAGCUGUCUCUUGUGUUCCCUGAUUACCUUCCCUGUGUAUUUAAUCCCAUCUGUGUUGCUACCAGUGUUUGAGCUCUUCGCCUUAUUGCUCACUUGUGCUGCCUGGACUUUGUAUUUUGUGAAUUCUUCAUUAAAACCAUCAUCAUUUGCUCUACAA
Molecule: messenger RNA, 2121 nt
Organism: Xiphophorus hellerii (green swordtail)
Lineage: Eukaryota; Metazoa; Chordata; Actinopteri; Cyprinodontiformes; Poeciliidae
Product: leukocyte immunoglobulin-like receptor subfamily B member 3A
Exons: 6
Coding region: 161-1342 (393 amino acids)
Biological process (GO): cell surface receptor signaling pathway; immune response
Cellular component (GO): external side of plasma membrane
Molecular function (GO): transmembrane signaling receptor activity
Source: RefSeq, a predicted model, not a curated record